Messenger RNA from Gavialis gangeticus (Gharial), 2233 nucleotides. RefSeq names its product transmembrane protein 61 (gene TMEM61). The record is from RefSeq and is a predicted model, not a curated record. The coding region runs from base 364 to 1002 and encodes 212 amino acids. NCBI's taxonomy places the organism in Eukaryota, Metazoa, Chordata, Crocodylia, Gavialidae. The transcript is spliced from 3 exons.
GCACAGCGCUUCUGUCAGUAAAAGCCUCUUUUGUCUCUCCCGUCCUCGUCUGAGCCCUGGGAGGGGCUGGUGAGCUUGCAGGAAGGAUGUUGCGCCGCAGGAGCUUUAGGACCGCCUGGGACUGGGAUGCGAUGGGCUUAAUCCCGAGCGGUUUCUCCUUUCCCCGCCGGGGGGCGCUGCCGCCGCCCCGGGGCUCGGCGCCGGCUGUGGGGCGGGGAGUGUCUGUCCGGGACCUGCGAGGGCAAGUCCAGCUUUAGCUCGAGGCAGAUCGGGCUGCUGGUCCCUGGUGCUGCAACCACAGCAGCUCCCUAUGUCCUCUGUCGGAUGGGGGAUCUCUGAGGCUGCAAGGCCUCCAUCUGUAGAAUGGCUGCUGCUUCUUUCCGCUAUGGAGUGACCAUCCUUGGGGCUGUCCUGCUGGUGACAGGAACACUUUGUUUUGCCUGGUGGAGCGAUGGAGAGGUGGAGCCCACAUCUAGUAAUGACCCUCAGGUUGUGCCUCACGGAGAAGCCGAAGUGGUCCCCAGCUCCAGCUCCUCUAAUGUGUUGCUCAGGUCCGUCAGCUUCUUCUGCUGUGGCAUCGGCGGGAUCCUCCUUCUCUUUGGGCUCCUGUGGUCUGUGAAAGCAAAUGCUAGGGUGGUGUCUCAGCGCUAUCAAUACCACUUUCCUAGAGACCUUCACUACUUCACGGUGGAGCCUCUUGAAAAAUGGACGUGCAGCACCUGGGACGCCAAUGCUGUCCCCACCUAUGAAGAAGCCCUGAGCUGCCGGCUGGCUGCAGGCACCCUUGGUUACAUACAGCCUCCUGGCAGGAAGGAGGAGAAUACGCCGCCAGUUCACCAAGUAGUUGAUGAGGAUGAGAUGUGGCAAGGGAGCUGGAGACGCAGCUCCUCAGACAGCGAGCUGCUCAGGAGCUUACCUGUGCGGCUGGAGAUGGAGUUGCAGGAUGACCCAAGAGCUACCCCACCACCCAGCUAUGAAAACAUCAGCAUACGUGGUGUAUGAUCUGCAGAGCGUGCCAGGUGCUUGGGACUCUGUAGAUUUCUACGUAGUCUGUUUGCUUUAGAGCCUGCCCUUCCCAUCUGUAAUAUAUUGGUGAUGAACUGAACAGGGAGAGGUAAAUCCACUGUUACAAUCAGAAUCUCUUUUCAGGGAAUAAAUCCAGAUUAAUCAGAGUAGGGUGACUGAUCUCAAGGCUGCUGAUUUCUGAAUUCUGUGGAUAAUCCAUAUAUUUUAAAGCCUUCAGAUUUUUAAUGAAACUGCUGAUGAUUGCACAUGCAUUACAUUUUACAGGCAGUAGGGCAGAGAACAGUUAUUUAUUUGGACUGCAAAGGAUGUCCACUGAAAUACAUGGGGAACCAGAGAGGUACAGCUAAGGUUUGCAUUUCUGUACAUAUAUAAGUGAUUUAGGUUUUAAAACUUGUUUUCAGAAGUGAUAUAGGCACUGAGAAGGUUAUGUUCUGUUGCCUUUCAGUGACACAGCUAUUAUUUUCAAGUGAUUUUAAGAGCCCUUAGGGACUUGAUUUUCAAAAAGGGUACCCCAAAAUUGACACCUGCUGAUUUUUAAAAUCUUGGCCUUAGCUCCUAAGUACCUGAGAAUAUGUCUACAAUGUAGUUGGAGCAGCGAUUGCACAAUUGCAGUGUUAUAUAGACAUAUGCAAUCUAUCUUUAAACUGGCUAGUUUGGGUACCAGUAGCAGGCAUCCUGGAUCUCCGUAUAGACUAAUUCACCCUGCUUCAUAGGCUGGUUUGGAAGCCCAUGCUGAGCUCUAUGCUAAACUGCUACUGGCGUUUGAGCCAGUUAGUCUAAAGCUGCCUUGGAUAUGCCUAAACCACACCAGACUCACUGCAAUGACAGACCCUGCGUUACUUGUGACAAUGAGUCUCACUUUUCACGCCUCGAGGUACUUCUGGAAAGUUUUUAUUCUAAGUCCAUAGGUAUCAACAUAAAAACAGAGGCUCUCAAGCUAUAGUCACUACUGGCAUCUUGCCAUCAGCUGGAGGGCUCAGCGAAGCCAGACUUUAUGAGCUGUAUUGAAAGCAAAAACACUCUGACUUCUGCUGAUCAUUUCCCUGCACGGAAAAUCAGACUUUGUAAAAGUAUCCCAAGCAACACAAACCGUAUGGCAAAGGGGUAUCAGGGAACCCUGGAUACUAAUGAGCUGAUAGCAGUGCUCCAUGACUGGAGUAGUUUGUAUUCAGCUUGUUUUUCCAUUAAAUCUGUUGCUUUGCUGCUG